ACUGAUCCUGCACACUGGGCUGGUGGUUCCUUUCCGCGAAACAUAAAUAUUUUCUUGAUUUUCAGAAUAACUUAUUAAUUAUUUGCUAGAAACAGAAGUUGAAGUCGUCAUAAAUGAGUAAAGGAAAAGACACAGAAGCUGCUGGUGCAGUUCAUCAAUAUCUCAUCAAACAAAACAGACCAUACAGUGCAACAGAUAUAUUCAGUAAUCUACACCAGAAAUAUGGCAAAACAUCUGUUGUACGAGUUUGUGAAGAGCUGGCCAAAGAAGGAGAAAUUAUUGAAAAGAUAUAUGGAAAGCAGAAGGUCUACUGUGCUGACCAGGGAAAAUUGCCGAGCGUAAAUGAAAAUGAAUUAAAGGAGAUGGAUGAGUCAAUUAAACAACUAAAUGACAGAUUGAAGACAUCGAGGGAAAAAUGCAGAGAAAGCGAACAAGUUCUCUCUAGCCUCAACUCAUCCAUUAGCACAGAGGAUGCCAAAAUUAAAAUUACUGAUUUAUCUCAGAAGAUAAAGCAUGGUGAAGAUAAACUGAAGAGUCUGAAAUCAGCAGGCAAUCAUGUGACGGAGAAGGAGAAAGAAGCAAUUUAUAACUUGCAUUCAAAGAAUAUGAAGCACUGGAGGAAAAGGAAAAGAAUGACAAAAGAUAUUCUUGACGCCAUCCUAGAAGGCUAUCCAAAAACUAAGAAGACUUUAUAUGAGGAGAUUGGUAUUGAGACAGAUGAGGAGUACAAUGUGCAGUUACCACAGUAACACUCAGCGAAAGAGUGUGACUUUGGUUAUUUUCCAAGUGUGGUAAAAUGAUUAGAUUUGGGGGAAUGUUCAGCCAGGCUAAGAGGUCCCUUUAAAAAAAAAUUUAAAUGGUAGUCCUGUAUGUUCAUGUGAUCCUUGGAUCCCUCAUUCAAAUAUAUUGCUGCCUCCCCACCCCCAUAUUAUAGCUGAAGGGCUGAAAUGCAAGUUAAUGUAGUGAAGAUUUUUUUGAGGAGUGGGGUGAUCUUUUUCCUUGUUUUUCAAUGGUAGUAAUGUAUAGGAUAAGGUAUAACAAUCUUUAAGUUUUACUGUACUUUCCAGUUAUGUUUCUUUUUCCUUUUACAUCAUUUUUAAAUGCACACCUUGCACUUUUACAUCCUUGUGGUUACCUAGCUUGGUGAAAAUUUUAAUUUUGUAUAUAGAAUGGAAUACAAUUAAUUUUUGAGUUUGCAAUCACAGCCGAAAGAAAAUAAAGAGGGAACUUUUUUAUUUCGUGAAAUUAUCAUUAGGCUGGAGGCACUGUGUUAUAAUAAUAUUAAUAAUAUUAUUAUUUUAGGACUUGCAUUUUGCCAAGUGAUGUUAUUAUUACUUCUGGUCAUUGGAUCUAUAAUUUGACAAAUUGGCAAAAAUUGCAACCUUUUCCAAUCCCUGAGGAGUAUACCUAGCUGUAAUGCAUUACGCACAGACUAUACAUUCAAUGUCACCACUAUCAAAUACCCAUUUAUUUAUUUAAUGGGUGGAGACACACCUAGGAAAUGUGCAUUGCAUGAGUAAAUCAAUAUACUGUAAAACCUCAAAUUGAAGCCCUGGGCUUCUUGUGUUUUUGAGAACUUUGGAUGGGCAUUUUUUUAAAUUGGUUUCUUUUCGAAGCUAUUUUUGCAGUAAAGAAGGGGAUUUCUUUAUAAAAUGAAUGCUGUAAAUUUUGGGAAUUACUACUAUAAAACAAUAAAUAAGGCCACUGUAACAUCAAUCUGUAUAAUGGAGUGUAUUAACAGGCCUUAAAUUACUUGCUGUUGGAUGAAAAUGAGUAUGAGAAAAUUUGGCACUAAAUAUAUUUUCGAAAAAUAGAAACAGAAAUACAAGUAAAUACUUUGUAUAUGUGCUCUAUAAAUCAAACAAAUAAAUAAAGUAUAAAUGUUAUUGUAGAAAGAUGUGAUUGAUCUGAUCUAUGCAAUUGAUGUGUAUGUAAAUAUGGAAAGCAGAUUAAAGGAUAUUCUGUUGUUUUGAACACUAAA
Anneissia japonica is the source of this 1981-nucleotide messenger RNA. RefSeq names its product homologous-pairing protein 2 homolog. The record is from RefSeq and is a predicted model, not a curated record. The transcript is spliced from 8 exons. Gene Ontology annotation, biological process: meiotic joint molecule formation; homologous chromosome pairing at meiosis; meiotic strand invasion involved in reciprocal meiotic recombination. Gene Ontology annotation, molecular function: recombinase activator activity; double-stranded DNA binding. Bases 114 to 749 code for a protein of 211 amino acids. NCBI's taxonomy places the organism in Eukaryota, Metazoa, Echinodermata, Crinoidea, Comatulida, Comatulidae. Gene Ontology annotation, cellular component: DNA recombinase auxiliary factor complex; condensed nuclear chromosome.